Messenger RNA from Thunnus maccoyii (southern bluefin tuna), 5239 nucleotides. It is a transcript of the gene lama3, whose product is annotated as laminin, alpha 3. The transcript has 29 exons. Bases 371 to 4279 code for a protein of 1302 amino acids. The record is from RefSeq and is a predicted model, not a curated record. Gene Ontology annotation, biological process: cell adhesion. Lineage: Eukaryota; Metazoa; Chordata; Actinopteri; Scombriformes; Scombridae.
AGAGUAGGAAUUUCAUUGUAUGGUGUAACUGCUCGUGUUUACUGUGCACACAAUAAUAAACUUCUUGAAUCUUGAACCACCUUAAACGCCUAAUAACUAACAUGUUAUAUAAGUUAUAUCAGACUUGUCUAACCUGAACAAAAAAACUGUAAAAACGACAUGUUGCAGUGUUACGGCAGGUUUAUCUGCCUGAUUUUAUCUUGGCUGGGAGCAGUGACUUCCGUAUGUCUCGUCUCAUUGUGACUUGCCAAAUAGCCAGCAGAGAUUACAGUAAGCGAACAAGAUAUAUUGUAUUUAUUAUUGAGCUUUAUAGGUGCUGGUAGGAGGAUUUCAUCACUUUUGGACAGAGCCAGUACUGGACUUAAUAAUCAUGACCAUUCAUAUGGCAACCAACGAGGCAGCACUGAAUCAGACUGCAGCCUCUCUGAUGGCUUCAGACUCCUCUCUGAGGGAUCUGGCUGAGCGGAUGUCACACGCAGAGGAUGCAGUCCACAGGACACAGGACCUUAACCUGAAGAGUGGUACUACCCUUCAACAUCUGCAGCAUCUUCAAGCUCAGGUGGAAAAAGAAAAUAGCACGCUCCUUCCUGUGACUGAAAUGACGAGAGACCUGCUAAAGAAUAUAACCGACAUCCUCUUAAUGCUCGAGGAAAUUAAAUUAGAAUUUGAAAAUCAUGCAGCUCAGCUAGAUGGUGCCAAGCUGAAGCUCUUUAACAAGUUAAACCACAUCCAACGAAUUAUGGCAAAGGUGGACAUAACCAAGGUUGAGGAGCAUGCAGAGGAGCUCAACAGACUGGCAACAGAAUUUCAACAAGUGCUUCAUAAUGCCACCAACAGUACUGACCUGCACAGUGUCCUGGGUACAGGUGCUUACAAUGGCAUCAUAAAUGCCUUGGAAAAGGCAGAGAUGGCAGCAAAUCAGUCCAGCGAGGCUUCGGAGCAAGCCUUAAAGGAUGUGAAAGGGGGAGGUCUGGUCAACAGGGCAGAAGGACUCAAAGAUAAUUCGUCCCAUUUACAAACAGAAGCCAACGAGACUCAGACUGACCUUGAAAUGCUUUCACAUACAGUGAAUGCCCACAAAGUCCGUGUGAAUAAGCAAAAGGAAAAGGGAGAAUCACUGAGAAUGGACAUCUCAACAAUCAGUGAUGACCUCAAAAAGAUCAAAAGAAAUGACUCCGAAGUCCUUAUAGAAUCUGCAAAAACAGCUGCCUCUGCUUCUAACUACACUGUCAGUAAUGUAACAGAAAGACUGAAGAAUAUCAGCCAGGAACUGGAGAGAAUAACUUUCCACAAUGUCAGUUUGAAUGUAGAUGACAUAUUAAAUGAUUCAGACCUGGCAUUGGAGAGCUUAAACGCAUCCUUCUCCGUGUUGAGUGACAACAUCACACAAGUUGAGGCUUUCAGUAGGGAAUUGUCUCCUGGUGCCAACAUGACAGAAACCAUCAGACAAAUUAAGGAUUUGAUAGAGGAGACAAGAACUUUUGUUAAUAGGCUCCCCUUAGCAACCACUUUCAAUGGAAAGGGUCACAUUGAGCUUCAUCCUCCAAGAAAACCUGAAGACAUAAAAGCUUUUACAGCUGUUGAUCUGCUUCUCAAUCUUCAUCAAAACAAUCAUUCCAAGGCUAACCGCAGGCGAAAGCGACGCCAGGGCAAACACAAAGAUGCCAACUUCUUUGUUUUCUACCUGGGCAACAAGAAUGCUUCUGGAGACUACAUUGGGAUGGCUAUCAGACGCAAUGUGCUGAUUUGUGUCUACAAGUUGGGUGGAGUUGUCCAUGAGGUGGAAACCAGUCAAAUAACAACAACUACCAAUGUGAAAUCCUUCGACUUUGACAGGGUUAUGUUUUACAGAGUUUACCAAGAUGCUGAGGUUAACAUUACGCGGAACUUCACAUCACAGAAGCGUGUCAGCCUCCCUCUGAAACGUAACCUUCCAAACACGAUGACUGGCAUUCUUGACCUGGAUCCAAACAACUUAGUUUUCUACGUUGGCGGCUACCCUGAAGACUUUACUCCUCCGGCGGAGCUGCGUUACCCCAAGUACAGGGGAGCCAUGAAACUCUCCUACAUCAAUGACAAUCCUGUUUGCCUGUUCAACUACAAGCGUGCCAUCAAUGUGAAUACAACACAGUGUGCUGUGACGAUUCCCCGGUUAGAGGUGACUGAUUAUUAUGAGGGAACUGGUUACCGCAUGGCGUGCAUGAAGACGAUCAUAAAGAUGCCAAACACAAACAAGAAUAUACUGUUGAAAUUCCACACAAACAGCCGAGAAACCAACGCCUUGUUAUUCUACAUCGAAAAUGAAUUACAGGAGUCUUUUUUCUAUGUGUUUGUGGAGCAAGGCUUCCUGAAACUUCAAGGACAACAAGCAGGUCAAGAGCUCAGAGCUCAGAGUGCUGAAAAAGUGUCUCUAUUUGACAAAUAUUUUGUAAUUUAUAUUGCAGACAAAUUUACUGUGCAAUAUCAACAUGAGCAAAAUAUCCACACAGAGCACAUUCGAUCAAACUAUAGUAGUUUUUACAUUGGGGGUCUACCAGCACAGCUCAGACAGAGACAUAACAUCACAGCUCCACCACUGAGAGGAUGUGUGGAUCGAGUGAGAUUAAAUGGGGAUACCAUUAAGUACAACAGGACGAUUGGUGUCAGUGAUAGAUGUCCACACACAUUACUGGGUGUUCGUGCAGCUACAUUAUAUUCAGCUCUGUCUGUUGAUUCUCUGUUUGUCCGGAACAAACAGCCGAUCUCUCUGGGCUUCAGGAGCAAAGACAGACAUGGUGCUAUUCUCAGGAGCAGGUCUCAGGGCUCCACCUCUGUCAACAACUUUCAGCUGUCCCUGUCUGAUGGCUAUGUAGUAUUUAGUAGUGAUAAUCAUACCUUGAAGUCAGAUAAAAGGUACAAUGAUGGGAGCUGGCACUACUUGUCUGCAGCGACGAGGCCAACAGGGUUGGAGCUCAGCAUUGAUAAUGUAAAUGUGACUCAGGAACAAUCUCCCCAUAUCAGACUGAUGGAUCAAAACUUGAACGGAAAAACAUUUGAAGGCUGCAUCGCUAACCUUUAUUCAAGGUCUCAGCAGGGAAUUAUACCUGCUGAUCUAAGCUUGUCCCAAAUGGGAAAUGAGAUCCUUGGCCUGUGCAGUCUCGAUUCUCCACCACAAACUGGACAUUCACCAGCACCUAUGCUAUCCAAACACAAACAUACUCAGGACCCAGCAGGCACCCAGUGUAGACCCCAGCAACCACACCGUGGUGGAUACCAGCUCUCUGAGGCAAACAGCUGGCUCAAUUACACCGUUCCACAAGAGGAUCUUAAUUACAGGCCUCACUUCUCUCUAGAAGUCAAGACCAAGUCGUCCAAAGGGCUGAUCCUCCACUUGUCAGGGAGAGGAGUCAUCCCCCUGCUGGCUCUAUACAUGGCUAAUGGCAAGGUCAAGAUGUUCCUCGGGCAAGAGAGAAUCAUCUUCCACAAACAGAAGAGCAACGACGGGAAAUGGCACAAAAUUGAGUUCAGUGUGGAGAGCAGUAAUUUUCAUCUGCUGGUUGAUGGAAUCCGUGUGACUGAUGGUGUUUUGCCCAACAAUGAGGGAUCAGCUUUAGAUCUGCACAACCCUGUGUAUCUGGGAGGUGAUCCGCUAAGGAAAAUCUCACACAUAUAUGACAUUCCCACGGACAGUAUUAUUGGCUGUAUACGGAAUUUCAAAAUAAAUGAGGAAGCUAUUGUGAAACCUAAGGCAAGCCACAAAGCUUUACCCUGCCUCGAUGAGCACAAUGUGAUGGGGACAUACUUUGGCGGCGGUCACAUCAUCUUAGAUAAUUACUUUACUGCUGGCUCUGACUUUGUGUUGGCCUUCGAGCUGCGUCCUCAACGCCUGACAGGUCUUCUUUUCCACGUUCAAAGUCACAAGGCUAGCCUUAAUGUGUUCUUAAUGGAGAACAAGGUGGGUGUCGAAGUGAAUGAUGGUAAUAGAGCUGUUAGUGUUGAAGUGACUCCUCCUCAAAACCUCUGUGAUGGAAAAUUUCACAUGGUUUCAGUGUCAAAAAAACAUGAAGUUAUCAAACUAACGGUGGACUCCGUGUCUGACCAGAGAGAUGGCCCCUCUAAGUUGCACUCAACCAAGGGUUCACUUUACAUUGGAGGGAUAGCAAAGCAAAAUGGAAGCCCUGUGUCCUCACCAUUUGUUGGCUGCUUGCGAAAUGUGAAGGUUGAUGAUAAGCCUGUUGCAUUUGAGACAGGAUCCAGGGUGGUUGGCCUUGUGAGCAUCAAUAAAUGCCCCGUAGACUGAGGACAUGUAAUGAAUGAGUGGCUCCACAGGGUCCCUUUGGCAUCAUUACAAAGUCAUACAGUGCAGGCAAGCCUUGUUGAAAAUCACUGAACGUUUGUUAGUUUGAAAUUCUUCAAGUUUCUAAAGAUACCAAAAAAUGUCAGAAUGAAUUGAUGUUCACUAAGCCCUGUCUAGCUUUUCAUUCUCGUAUGGCACAUACAUGUAGUUUACUGUGAUAACAAUGGUAGAUUUAUCACUCAACAUUCUAAGUAAUGCUAAUUUUAGCCUACACUUUGAUAUAUUAGCAUCAGUGAUGAAAUACUACACAGUGGAUGUACUAGUUGUGAACAGGGCUUUUUAAACUUAACCUGUAACCCCACAAAACAAUCUUGCAUGAAAUGCUGCCAGACUUGAUCACACAGUGUUAUCCAUUCUUUAUACUUUUACUCUUGUAUUUUGGAGACGGUUAAAAACCGCCAUCCAAACUCAUAAAAUACAGAAUAUCGCUAUUAUUAAAGCCCCAUGGACAUCUCUUCAGCAUGUGGAGAAAUUCACAGCUUGACAAGCCUGCCAUGCCUAGUUACGGAGGCUGAACUAUGAUUGGACAAUUUCUUUUUGGGGGAGGGGUUUAGCGAAUGGUCAAUUACAGAGAAAUGUGCAUAAAAUUCUGUACAAGACGCCCAAAUUUCCAUGUGAUGCAAUGAUGCAGCCAUAAAACAUAGACAUUAGCAAUAUAUGUUGUUAAAAUGUUGAAAAAUGUUUUACACACUUGGGGAAUUUAGGGGAAAUACUGGGGACAUUAGGAUUCAAGCAGUAACUAACAUCUCUAAAGCGCUUUUCUAACACUGUCCAGACCUAAAUUACAUGAAAAACACAGAGUAAUAAAGCUUUUGAUUGACCUUUUGUGUUAAAAAUGCAUAUAUAACGUUAGAUGUUACCAUAAACAUGUUUGUGCCUGUGGCAGAAUUUCUAUUUGGCAAU